UGUAAAUAUGGUUGUUUUCGUUGUACAUAUGGUUGUUUUCGUUGUAAAUAUGGUUGUUUUCCUUGUAAAUAUGGUUGUUUUCCUUGUAAAUAUGGUUGCUUUCCUUGUAAAUAUGGUUGUUUUCCGUGUAAAUAUAGUUGUUUUCCUUAUAAAUAUGGUUGUUUUCCUUGUAAAUAUGGUUGUUUUCCUUGUAAAUAUGGUUGCUUUCCUUGUAAAUAUGGUGGUUUUUCUUGUAAAUAUGGUUGUUUUCCUUGUAAAUAA
Messenger RNA from Lottia gigantea (owl limpet), 261 nucleotides. RefSeq lists its product as hypothetical. NCBI's taxonomy places the organism in Eukaryota, Metazoa, Mollusca, Gastropoda, Lottiidae. The annotation marks the transcript as partial. The record is from RefSeq and is a predicted model, not a curated record. The transcript has a single exon.